This is a messenger RNA of Carassius carassius (crucian carp), 2341 nucleotides long. RefSeq names its product 5'-AMP-activated protein kinase subunit gamma-1-like. The transcript has 13 exons. Bases 180 to 1172 code for a protein of 330 amino acids. NCBI's taxonomy places the organism in Eukaryota, Metazoa, Chordata, Actinopteri, Cypriniformes, Cyprinidae. The record is from RefSeq and is a predicted model, not a curated record.
UCACAUCCGGUCGCGGCCUCCACAGCGGUCUUCCUCAUCCUAGAAGGAAUCAGUCAGCAAGUAUCCGGACCUUCAACGAAUUAAACACCACUUUAGCUCUUGGAGACCGAAUUAAACUACAUUUGCGCACUCAGAAUUUGAAGUAAACACCAUCAGCGUCUUCGGACCGUGAAUGGAUCAUGGAGUGUGUUCCUGCUGUUCUAGACGAGUUGGAUGGUAAAAAGGAGGCGUACAUAGAGGAUCCUGAGUAUAAUGUGUACACCCGCUUCAUGAAGUCCCACCGCUGUUAUGACCUGGUGCCCACCAGCUCCAAGUUAGUGGUUUUUGACACUUCUCUACAGGUGAAGAAGGCAUUCUUUGCUCUAGUGUCUAAUGGGGUGAGAGCUGCGCCUCUCUGGGACAGCACGAAGCAAUGCUUUGUUGGUAUGCUGACCAUCACAGAUUUCAUCAAUAUACUUCACCGUUAUUACAAGUCACCUCUGGUUCAGAUAUACGAAUUAGAAGAGCACAAAAUAGAAACCUGGCGAGAACUCUACUUACAAGACUCCUUCAAACCUCUGGUCAGCAUAUCGCCCAAUGCCAGCCUAUAUGAUGCCGUCUCAUCUCUACUGAAGCAUAAGAUCCACAGAUUACCCGUCAUUGAUCCUCUAACAGGAAACACACUCUACAUCCUGACACACAAGAGGAUCCUCAAAUUCCUGAAGCUCUUUAUAUCGGAGAUGCCAAAGCCUGGGUUUCUGUCUCAAACUCUGGAGGAGUUAAACGUGGGAACGUUUGACAACAUCGCAGUGGUUCACUCGGAUACACCGCUCUACUCAGCGCUCGGCAUCUUCGUGGAUCAGAGAGUGUCUGCUCUUCCUGUGGUGGAUGAAAAUGGACGUGUGGUUGACAUCUACUCCAAGUUUGAUGUUAUAAAUCUGGCCGCUGAGAAGACGUACAAUAACCUGGACAUCACUGUAACUAAAGCCCUCCAGCAUCGCUCGCAGUGUUUUGAGGGUGUGCUCACCUGCCGAGCCAAUGAGACACUAAAGGCCAUCAUCGACCGACUAGUGGAGGCCGAGGUUCACAGGUUAGUGAUCGUGGAUGAGCAGGAGGUGGUGAAAGGCAUUGUGUCUCUGUCUGAUAUCCUGCAGGCGCUGGUGCUCACCAAUGGAGACGACGGAAGUGCUUGAUGAAAGUAGAGAAGAGUGAAGGAGUAUCUCUCAAUAAACCAGAAGCCAUCCCAAACACAGGAGAUAAAAAAGCACAGAGUGAAGAAAGAGAUGCUUAGCUUUUCUAAGAACAAAUUAUUUUAAUAAUAGAGCCUCCGUACCACUUCAGCGAGUCAGCAAGAAAAUGAUUUCCGAUGUUAACUGGACAGAAUUCAAAUGAUUUUAGUUAUGUCAUCCGUCACACUGUAGGACUUAGAAGGAAAUCAGAUGAGAUUGAGGUGAAGCUUGAAGCAGAAAUGUUCAUGUAGUUUUUGUGCAGGUGUCAGUGGAGAAGAAACAGAGUGUGACUUCAUACUGAGAGACUGAAACUUUCCCUUAUUGAUCCGGGCGCAGGUUUGCAGGGUAACGUUUCAUCUGAAUCGAAUGUUUCUGCACUAAACACACGCACACACACACACUCUCCAGAAGCAUGCAGAGGAAGUUUCAUUGGUUCAUUCUGAUCCAGUUUCACCAAACAUCAAACCAGUUCAGCACUAAGAGCCAUUUCAACUUCCUUUAUAAUGUGAACAUGGAGUGCUUUGCUAAAAUGUUUUAUAUUAACCAUUGAAUAUUUAUAGCAUUGGAAAAAACAAUACAGCUCCAUAAUAUUAUCAUCAUAUAUAUUUAGUAUAUUAUAACAUGCAUUGUGUCUAUCUUUGAUUUUUCCUGGUUGUUUUGGACUGAGCAGAACAUGUGUGUUUUACUAACACUUGCUACUGAUUUUAUUCUGCUUCAGUUGUUUUUAGCGCCAUGAUCUCGAUUGCUUUUAUCAGCAUUUAGAAAUGUGACGAGGAAGCAGAGCGUGUUUUUCUAGAUAUCAUCAGAUCGUCAUAUCUUAAAAGUGCUUCCAUGUAAUUUGACAAACAUAUACCAUAGGAUUAAACUGUUGUAACACAAGAUAAGAAACAUGAGAUUGGCUCUGGAUGAACUCGCACUUUUCUUGUUUUUAUUGUAGCUUGUUUUGCUUGGAAAAAGAAAAAAAAAACAUUCCAUCAUUUUAUUGUAAUAUAUUUGGCUGGUAUUCUUCUCUCUGUAAUCAUGUUUAUGCCAUACAUUAUGCAUAUGUAAAUACACCUGUGCUGUUUUCUUAUUCUCUCAUGUCAAAGAUGUUUUAUUCGAGGCACAAGCAAAAUAAAACGUAAUGUUUAUCA